GCCAUCUUCUAAAGAAGUUUGAAUUAUCAUUGAAGAUUAGAUUUUUCGUCCCAAAAAUGAGAAAAUUGAAGGUAUUAAUGAAGAAUUAAAAAGCAAUAUUAUGGAAUUUAUAAAUGCACCAAUUGAGCAUAAUAAUCUUAUUGUAAAAUCUCAUCCAAAAGCAUGUUAUACAAGUCAUUUACUUGAUUUUACCAGUGAAGAAAUAAAUGAAAUUGAAAUUCUAGGAGAUUCUCAAAGAUUUCUUAAUUUUUUGAAUGAAUUUAAUUAUCACUCUAUAAAACUGAAAAUAAAAUUGGUUCCAUAUUCACAAAUUAAAAUUUUAAAAAAAAUAGCAGAAGGAGGAUUUGGUAUUAUUUAUAAAGCUUUAAUUAAUGGAGAAGUUGUUGCUAUUAAAAAAGUUUUAAAUUCUCAAGAACUAAAUAAAUAUUUUUUAAAUGAGUUAAAAUCACUUUAUCAAUGUUAUGAUAGUAAAUUUGAAUAUAUUAUUAAAUAUCAUGGUAUCACAAAAGAUCCUAUAACAAAAGAAUUUAUACUUCAAACUAUUUAUGAAAAAGAUUUUGUACAUCGAGAUUUUCAUAGUGGAAAUAUAUUAGUUGAAAUAAUUGAAAAUGGCUCAUGUAAAAUAGAUCAAUAUCUAAUUGGAAAUUUAGGAUUAUCACAGCCUGCAAAUGAAAUUCCACAUGAUAGCAGUAUAUAUGGAGUAAUACCUUAUAUUGCACCAGAAAUAUUUAAAGGCGCCAAAUUUUCUAAAUCAUCUGAUAUUUAUUGUAUAGGCAUGAUUAUGUGGGAAUUAACAACUGGUUGUAAACCUCUUGAUAAUGUUGAACAUGAUGUUGAUUUAAUUUAUAAAAUUAUUGAUGGAAAACGGCCUAAUAUUACUGAUGACACUCCCGAAGAUUUUGCUAAUUUAAUGAAAAGAUGUUGGAAUCCUAAUCCUAAAAAGAGACCUUUAGCAACGGAUGUUUAUUUUAAUGAAAAACCUCAUCCAAAAGCAAUUUAUACAAGCAGAUCAUUAAGUUCUUUAACUGGUUCACCUUCAAUUAUAACGUUUAAUACGAAAUCAAAUAAUAAACUUAUUGAAGAAUCAAUCAACAAUAAAGAAUAUAUUACAAAAGAAUAUGAGUUUGAUAUAAAUGAAAUUUAAAGGUACAAUUAAAAGUUUUCUAUUAUUGCCUUUAAUAAUUGUUUUGAUCAAUUCAGUAUCAAGAGAAGUAAUCCAAUAAAUCCAAGGAAACAAGAUGCAAUUGAAGAUUUU
Rhizophagus irregularis DAOM 181602=DAOM 197198 is the source of this 1255-nucleotide messenger RNA. RefSeq lists its product as uncharacterized. The record is from RefSeq and is a predicted model, not a curated record. Lineage: Eukaryota; Fungi; Glomeromycota; Glomeromycetes; Glomerales; Glomeraceae. Gene Ontology annotation, biological process: JNK cascade; positive regulation of canonical NF-kappaB signal transduction; protein phosphorylation. Gene Ontology annotation, molecular function: MAP kinase kinase kinase activity; ATP binding; magnesium ion binding.